CACGACACUUGACAAACUGUCAGUUUUAAAUAUUAUAGUCAAAAUUCUAGGUAAUGAUAAUACAAUAUCAAAUUUCUUAGGAUGGUUUGUGGUGGAGGAUGUUGUGGAACAGGUUGUUGUGGCUGUUGUCACGGUUGUGGAGAUCACGGACCAUGUUGUGGGUUUGGUCCCAGAACAACUUGUAUACCUGUAGCCAAAUGUGGUCCUGAUUGUGGACCUGGAUGCGGAAUACGUGCUCCCUGGUGUCCAGCAGGGCGUUUCUGUGGUCAAGGAGUUUGUGCCCUAAAUUGUGGAUCAGGUUGCGGGCCAGGCUGUGGUCCUGGCUGUGGCCCCUUAUGCGGACCUAUGCAUUGUAGAUACAGACCGAGAGUGUAUAUAGCUGGUCCUCAAUUGAUCCAAAAGUAUCCCCUUGCUCCUGCAAUUGGAAAAUCUUGUUGGGCCAGAAUAGGACCGAAGAGAUAUUGCCACACAACUUGUUUGAAGAAAAUUAUAUCACAUAUAGAUUUGCGCGAGCCUCACCGAACUAUUCCUUUCGAUCCUGCCGGACCUUAUUUCUGUUGUAAGUGAGCGUAAUUGUGUUUGUGAUGAAGCAGUCUGUUGUUGGUAUAAAGUGUAAUGUGUUAUCAAAUAAACGUGGAAAUAUUUA
Messenger RNA from Harmonia axyridis, 646 nucleotides. RefSeq names its product keratin-associated protein 9-7-like. The record is from RefSeq and is a predicted model, not a curated record. The transcript has 2 exons. Lineage: Eukaryota; Metazoa; Arthropoda; Insecta; Coleoptera; Coccinellidae. The coding region runs from base 82 to 567 and encodes 161 amino acids.